UAUAUUUAUAGACGAUAAUGCGUCAGCUGAUACUAGUGAUACUACUCAGUUGUUCAAGUCUUCAAGUAUAAAUAAAUUCUUUGUUGGAAGGAAAGCAUGUUGAAUAUUUUUUAAACCUAAAUUUCCCAUGAUUACAUGGGAUUUCCUACAAUAGAACUUGAUUGAAGAUCAUAUUUACUUCUGACAAUUAAGCAUUUUGUUGUGUAGAUCUCUUUUUGUUAUUCUCAAUUGUUAGUAUGCUGAGAUAGCGAUCCAGGCUAUCGCCUCAAAAUUGGAAUAAUUUAAUUCUAUUUGUGUGCUACGAUCCACUUUGUUGUGUAUGAUCUGAUCUGAGAUAUUUAUAUAUGUAUUUCAUUUCAUGUACCAAUUAUUUACUUUACUCCGAAGAAUGCUAUGACUUCUAUAUUCUUUUCAUUGAAAAGUUUUGUGUACCGAAUAUUAAAUAUGUUUGGUUUUGGCCAAAAAACUAUCACAAAUCAUCUGAAUAUAUAUGUCAAAACAAAUACAGGAAAUUCUGUUUCUGUCGAUUUGGAUCGAAUGUGGGAUAUUAAGGAGGUGAAAGAAAUGGUUGCCCCUCAGUUGGGACUACAGCCAAAAGAAUUUAAAAUUAUUUUCGCUGGUAAAGAACUGAAAGACACAAUUACUCUUGCUGAAUGUAAUUUGGGACAAAGAAGUACUCUACAUGCAGUUAAAAUACGAAAAACAAUACAAGAUCCAGCAGGUGUCAUCAAAGAAGAAGAAAUUGGAUCUAAACCUCUAAAUGAAACACUACAAGAUACAUCAUUUUAUGGUAACGAAGAGACUCCUGGGAAUCAGGAAGAUCACUCUAAAGGAAAAGUCCAUUUUUAUGUUUAUUGCCCAACCUGUAAAUCACUCAAAAAUGGGAAACUUAGAGUUAUAUGUGAAGUAUGUAAAAGUGGAGCCUUUACAGUUUAUGAAGAUCCUCAAAAUUGGGACGAUGUUUUAAGGUCUAAGCAGAUACUUGGAUAUUGCGAAAAUGAAUUUUGCCAGUCAAAAAAGCAAUCUGAAAAUGAAGAGUUUACAUAUGCCGAAUUCUUCUUCAAAUGUUGUGAACAUGUUUCAUUAGGUGAAAAUGAUAGAACUGUUCCUUUGCACUUAAUAAAAACAAAUUUAAAAGAAAUACCAUGUUUAUCCUGUGGUGACGUGUGUAAUCCUGUUUUGGUAUUUCCUUGUAAAGAGCGCCAUGUUAUUUGUUUGGAAUGUUUCAAACAAUUCUGUAGUGUGAGACUAUCUGAAAGACAAUUCUGGCAACAUCCUGAAUUUGGUUAUACUUUAUCAUGCCCUAUAGGAUGUACUGAUUCUUUUAUAGAGGAGUUGCAUCAUUUUAGAUUACUGUCUGAAACUCAGUAUGCCCAGUACCAAAAAUUUGCAACGGAAGAGUUUGUUUUGAGGUCAGGAGGAGUAUUAUGUCCACAACCAGGUUGUGGGAUGGGCAUUUUGGUAGAUGAAGGAUGCAAGAAAAUUAGUUGUGUACAUGGCUGUGGUUAUGUAUUCUGUCGAGACUGUUUGCAAGGCUAUCAUAUUGGAGAUUGCCAAACAAAUGAUGAGAUAUCAGAUUCAGUCAGUUGUCUUUACAAUGUAGACCAUACAAAAGCCUCUAGUGCUAGAUGGGAUGAAGCAUCAAAAAUUGCUAUCAGAGUACUCACAAAACCUUGCCCAAAAUGUAGAACUCCAACUGAAAGGGAUGGAGGAUGCAUGCACAUGGUAUGCAGCCGAGCUGGAUGUGAAUUUCAUUGGUGUUGGGUGUGUCAGGGCCCAUGGACAAGAGAAUGUAUGGGAAACCAUUGGUUUGGAUAGGAGGUAUUUUCUUUUUUGUUUUGUUUGUGAAUUUAUUUUAUUAAAUUAUUGUUUUGAAUGAAAUAAUUUUAAUAUAACUCGAUAUUUUGAA
Messenger RNA from Harmonia axyridis, 1909 nucleotides. It is a transcript of the gene park, whose product is annotated as E3 ubiquitin-protein ligase parkin. Gene Ontology annotation, biological process: protein polyubiquitination; positive regulation of proteasomal ubiquitin-dependent protein catabolic process; negative regulation of protein phosphorylation. Gene Ontology annotation, cellular component: mitochondrion; cytoplasm; Golgi apparatus. The transcript is spliced from 8 exons. The coding region runs from base 394 to 1818 and encodes 474 amino acids. The record is from RefSeq and is a predicted model, not a curated record. NCBI's taxonomy places the organism in Eukaryota, Metazoa, Arthropoda, Insecta, Coleoptera, Coccinellidae. Gene Ontology annotation, molecular function: zinc ion binding; ubiquitin protein ligase activity; ubiquitin conjugating enzyme binding.